Messenger RNA from Parasteatoda tepidariorum (common house spider), 3135 nucleotides. Its product is annotated as dimethylglycine dehydrogenase, mitochondrial. The record is from RefSeq and is a predicted model, not a curated record. NCBI's taxonomy places the organism in Eukaryota, Metazoa, Arthropoda, Arachnida, Araneae, Theridiidae. Gene Ontology annotation, cellular component: mitochondrion. Gene Ontology annotation, molecular function: protein binding.
GGGGAGAUUCCUCGUUUGAGGUCAUAUAGCUCCUCCUUUUUUGCUUUCGUAAAAAAAUAAAUUCCUUUAAAAUUGAUAUUUUUUUAGCUUAAAAAAAUAAAAAUGAAGGAUAGUUGGAUUUCAUUAUGUAUUACAACAUCGAAAGAUUGAUAAAAUUCUGACUAAAUCAGUCAAGAUAACAAAUUUAUUUUUCUUAUUUUUCAUAAAAUCCGUCUGUGUUUCCCCCUUCUCUGUCUGUUUUCUUUCGAAGUCCAAUCACAUGUUUUUUCAAGGUCACAAGACACCGAGGGCGAAGAACGGAACUUUCUUAUUAUUUUUUUUUAUUAUCUUAAGUUAUUAUCAAACUAUCCCAGCUUUCGCCGUUUCUUAUUCCUUCCAGGUAAAGCAAUGUCUUUUAGGACUUCUCUAGACAAGUCGCCUAUCGUUUGGCGACACGUUCACAACUUUCUUAAGAAGCAAUCUCGCAAAAAUUCAGCUGCUGAAAAAGCAUGUCCUGAAAAUGCUAGUAUUGUGAUUGUGGGGGGAGGAGCUGUGGGCACAAGCAUAGCCUAUCAUCUCUCCAAACUUGGAAUGAAAAAUGUUCUUCUUUUGGAGAAGUCAGAACUUACUGCGGGGUCCACAUGGCAUGCGGCUGGUUUAGCAGCUCUAUAUCAUCCAGGCAUCAAUAUGAAGAGAAUUCACUAUUACAGCAUUAAUUUGUUUUCGCAAUUAGAAGAAGAAACAAAACAGCUUUUGAGUUACCAUCGACCGGGAAGUAUACGCCUGGCAACUAACGAAGAACGAAUGAAGGAAUUCAGAUACCAGAUGCAGAGGCAAGGAUGGCAGAAGGCACCACAGAAACUUAUUAAUCCUGAUGAAAUUUAUCAGCUGUGUCCUUUUCUGAAUAUGGAAGGCAUUCUAGGUGGAUUGUAUAAUCCAGCAGAUGGCCACAUUGAUCCUUACUCACUAACCAUGGCAUAUGCUGCCGGUGCUCGGAAGUACGGUAGUACCUUGAGUACUGAUACACCAGUCACUGGAAUGAAAUUACGAGCUGAUAGCAGGUGGGAAGUGGAAACAACCAAAGGAACCAUUAUCGCCGACAAGGUUGUCAAUGCUGCUGGUUUCUGGGCUCACGAAAUCGGAAGACUAUCUGGUGUGGAACUACCUCUUGUGCCCGUACAGCAUCAGUACAUGGUAACGAAACCCAUUCAGCAAAUCCAAGAUCUCAAACAAGAGCCACCAGUCUUGAGACACUUGGAGGGUUCUUUCUACAUGAGAGCUGAAAGAGGUGGACUGCUUGUCGGCCCCUACGAAUACUCCCACAAGAUGAAAAUAAUGGAAGACUGGCAUACACAAGUUCCUAAAGGUUUCGGUAAAGAGCUUUACCAACCUGAUCUCGAUAGACUGUCAGAUCAUUUAGAAGUUGCAAUGGAUUUGGUACCACUGAUACGAGACACUAGCAUCCAGACAGUUGUCAAUGGUCCUAUCAUGUACACACCCGAUCUUUUGCCUCUGCUAGGUCCAUUCUAUGGACUGCCAAACAUGUGGAUGGCCGUAGGUUUUGGAUACGGAAUAAUACAUUCUGGAGGGGCAGGUAGAUAUCUCGCCGAAUGGCUACUGAAAGGAGAACCACCCUACGAUUUAAUAGAGACAGAUCCAAACAGAUUCGGAAAGUGGACCACAAAAGAGUAUGUGUUUUCAAAAUCCCGAGAGACAUAUGGGAUGAACAACAGUUAUACUUAUCCGAAAGAAGAGAGAUCCGCUGGUCGCCCAACAUCUCGUGUAUCCGGUGCCUACAAGAGAAUGGUUGAGAGAGGAGCUCAAAUGUCCUUUCACUCUGGUUGGGAGCAGCCUGCCUGGUUCGCAUUGGAUGGAGACAUAAAAGAAUACAAACCUAGUUUCAACAGAACAAACUGGUAUCAACCGGUCGGCAGGGAAUGCCGGUUGGUGAUGAACAAAGUAGGAAUCAUAGAUUUGACACCAUUUGCGAAAUUCCGAGUCUCCGGUGCUGAUGCUGGCUUAUUUCUGGACAAAAUUCUAGCCAACAAGUUACCAAAGAUGGGUAAAACUAAUAUUUCCCACCUGUUGACUGAGAAUGGAAAAGUGUAUGCAGAGCUCACUGUUACUAGAUUAGAUGAAAACUUGUUUCUCUUGAUCACUGGCUCUGGAUCAGAAAUACACGAUCUCAGGUACUUAGAAGAGAAAGCUCGAACCUGGAAGAGUGACGUCCGAUUCGAGAAUGUGACUGAUGAGGUAGCCUGUUUGAGCGUAGCCGGUCCUCUCUCCAGACAAGUUCUGCAGAAGCUCACAAGUGUGAAUAUGGAAGAUUUUCCAUUCUUGGCGACGAGGGAGAUGCAAAUUGGUGGGAUUCGAGUAACAGCAAUAAGGAUUUCAUACACAGGUGAAUUGGGAUGGGAGUUGUACCACAAUUCUGAAGAUACUGCCCAACUAUAUGAAUCCCUACUGGAAUCUGGAGAGGAAUUUGGGAUCGGAGAUUUCGGUACUUAUGCCUUAAAUUCAUUGAGGUUGGAAAAAGGAUUUCGGAUGUGGGGAGCGGAGAUGAAUAUGGAUACAAAUCCCUUUGAAGCGGGACUUCACAGUUUCAUUGACAUGAAGAAAAAAGAUUUCAUAGGAAAAGCUAGUUUGGAAAACAUUUUACGAAAUGGAUUAGAAAAGAAGUUGGUCUACCUGAAAGUGGACACCGCGGACAUUGAUCCAGAGGGCAAUGAAAGCGUCCAUUGCUCUAACAAGAUUGUAGGCAAUACAACAUCAGGUUCAUUUGGAUACACUGUCGAUCAUAGUUUGGCUUUCGCCUAUCUACCUCCGUUUUUAGCUGUUCCGGGAACAGAAGUCGAAGUGGAACUGCUUGGACAACUACACCCAGCAAAGGUAUUAAAGAAUCCCCCAGUGCAGAUCGAAUCACUCAGAAGGCAUAAAACCCUUGUUUCAUAACCCUUUGACUUACACGCUGAUCAACUUAUUCGGGUUGUUUUAAAGUAACCCAGUGUAUUAAAUGUGGUUGUAUGUAUAGAAGAGGAUGAACAAUUUUUACAAGCAACUUUCAUCAAAUGAAAAGUGAGAAUUCACUUUGUUUCAUGCAUCUUUUUCAAUGUUUUUUUUUCUGCUUUUUUUAAAAAUAAAAAUAGAAUUUUAUUA